AUGGCUAUCUUUGAUGAUUAUACUGCCAAGGCAGGAUGUUUUGAGGCAUCAUCACUGACUUUUGCUCUACAGGCCUUGCUCCACCGCCAUGAAAGCUAUAUGGCUGAAGCGGAAGAGGACCGCCAUCGUCUGGUCAGCAGCAUUGACGACCUAGAACGCGAAAAGAAACAAGUUCAAGCAGAAAAUGCGCGCAUUAUCGAAGAGAAUCGCACCUUGUUAGAGCAACUUGACAGCUUGAAUCAAGCGGUCGCCGAGUCUGACGACCAUGUCAAGUCCCUAACAGUUACUUUGGAGAACACGGAGUCUGAGCUGCGAAGAUUGACAGUGGCUGCAGCGCGUGCCGCAGAGCUGGAGGCACAACUAGCUCUCAUGGAGACAGAGCAGUCUAAACUUCAAGAGAGCCUUGUGUCAGUGCGGGAAGAUGAGAAAUCGGCCAUCCAACGGUGGAAACAAGCAGAGAACACCCUGCGAGACCUCCAUGAUCAAGUCGACCGCAUCGAGAAAGAGGCGCGCGAGGAGAGGGAGCGACAUACAGAGCUUGUGCAACGCAUGGAGCGGAAGAGAGCUGUGGAGCGCGAACUGGACAAUGCAGCGGGGCGUCUCAAGGGUGUCGCCGCCGCCUCCGAACUCAACCGCAAUACAGGUGGUACAAACGUGGUCUCUCGUUUCGUCAAGGAUAUAUUGCAAGACAACGCCAAUCUGCAAGUUGGGAUCAUGGAACUGCGCGACAUGCUUCAGAGCUCGAAUGAAGAAGUGCAGAAUCUACGGGAACAGGUUAUUUCUCAUCAGCCGCUGGCCGGCGUCGAUGAGGAGGACAAUGUGCAGCCGAGGCCUUCCACUACGCUGAGUGAGGAGCUACGAGCGAAGGAAGAACGACGCGUAUCUCAGGAAUUACACAUCCAUCAUCAUUUCCACACACCAAAUCCAGCUCCAGCUACAAAGAAGGAGAAAGGACCACUGAACCGUCGCGUGAAGAAACGCCGCCCCGCUUUGUUGAGCCCUGUAGCAAUGCACUCUGCGACAAGGGCACACUCGCCCCGGAGAGGCCUUCAUCACUCCCAGUCAUCUGGAUCCUCCAUGUCAACCAUUCUAUCGCAAACUUCUGUCUCCAUCCCACCCCAUUCAUCCUCACGCCGCUGGUCAUUACAAUCUCAUGCUCCGGACUCGCUGGCAAGCUCCCCUCGGUCCGCGUUCCAGACGUCAUCGAUUUUUGAUCGUGUUGAACGUGGCGCUGAUUCCUCUCAGCCUACCAGCCCUGAAAGUACUGUGUUCUCUUCGCCUUUGGUUCAGGCACGGAACCUGAAGGGUCUUGAUAUGCCAUUCCGGCCAAUCGGUAGCUUUGAUGACCACGAUGCACCCGACGACCUAUCUGCAUUUGAAGAUGAUAUCUACAGCCGCCAAGACUUCUUGAGUACCGGUGAUAAUGUCACCAGAGAGCCAGCUAUCCCAGAGGAAUCCGAACCAUCUCCAUCAGUGGCAUACUUCUCGCCUAUGGGUGAACCACUGGCGACGACCGAAGAUGACAUUUUUACUAUGCAUGUACAGCCUUCAUCCUUGCGCAGAUCAUCUUCUCAUGACAGCUUGCUCUCUGUAUCUGUUGCUGGAAUGGACAUCCAUACACCCACCAGUCGCCACAAGCGAAUGGGCGACUGGCAUCCCGGUAUGCGGAUUCCUCGGCGCAUCUUAUCACCCAGUAUCGAACUACUGUCAACACCCCCAGUAAUCUCGGCCCCGGCCAUCACAGCCGAUCGUUCAACGAGCUCAGAGCACAAAUCCCAGUCAUUGCUUGCUUCCAUGGCUGCGGGCAAUCACGCCAAGUCCGACACAGCAUCGGUUGUAUCCACAGACAGCACCAGCACCGGCUCAACUCUUGGGCCCCGCAAAGCUUCGACGUUGGGUCGCCGCAUGGGAGGCUGGGUGCUGGGCCGCUGGGGCGUAGCGCCGACCACAUCAGACAAUGGCUCGCAAGAUCCGACAGACUCGCCAAACACGUCUGUAACAUCGUCAUCUUCUACGUCUGCGCCCAAACCACCUGACCCGCUAGCUCUUCGAUUCAGAUACCCAGGUGUGAACCAAAAGGGUCCGAUAAUGGGCCUGCGGCCUCCGCCUCCUGCUCCGGUUUCAAUUCAUGCCCAAAGCAUAGACGAAGACCUGCUGCGAGAGAGUCUAGCCGAAGAGAAUGGCUAG
Molecule: messenger RNA, 2187 nt
Organism: Penicillium egyptiacum
Lineage: Eukaryota; Fungi; Ascomycota; Eurotiomycetes; Eurotiales; Aspergillaceae
Source: the annotation of a GenBank genome assembly